Molecule: messenger RNA, 1843 nt
Organism: Hyaena hyaena (striped hyena)
Lineage: Eukaryota; Metazoa; Chordata; Mammalia; Carnivora; Hyaenidae
Gene: SHPK
Product: sedoheptulokinase
Exons: 7
Coding region: 42-1478 (478 amino acids)
Biological process (GO): carbohydrate metabolic process; cellular response to lipopolysaccharide
Cellular component (GO): cytosol
Molecular function (GO): sedoheptulokinase activity
Source: RefSeq, a predicted model, not a curated record
UGUGGCCCUUUGAAGCGUUGGCUGCAUCGCUCUCACAGGCUAUGGUUGCACGGUCGGUCAUUCUCGGUGUCGACCUGGGCACUACGUCUGUGAAAGCGGCCCUGGUAGAGCCCGCGCCCGGCGACCCCUCCGGGUUCGUGGUACUGGCGAGCUGUGCCCGGGCGGCGCGGGCCGAGGCAGCGGCCCAGAUCGCCGCGGCAGGGCCCCAGGGACAGGAGCAGGAUGUGAGCAGAAUCAUCCAAGCCCUAAACGCAUGCCUUGCUGACCUUCCUCGACAGUUGCUCCAGGACGUCUGUGGCAUUGGAGUAUCAGGGCAGAUGCAUGGAGUCAUGUUUUGGAAAACAGGCCAAGGCUGUGAAUGGACACAGGGAGGGGCCUACCCUGUGUUUGAGCCCAGAGCUGUGAGCCACCUGGUCACGUGGCAGGAUGGCCGGUGUAGCAGCGAGUUCCUGGCUUCUUUGCCCCAGCCAGAGUCCCAUCUCAAUGUGGCCUCAGGCUUUGGCUGUGCAACCAUCUUCUGGCUUUUGAAGAAUAGCCCAGAGUUCCUGAAGUCCUAUGAUGCAGCGGGCACCAUCCAUGACUAUGUGGUUGCCAUGCUGUGUGGCUUGCCAAGAUCCCUGAUGUGCGACCAGAAUGCUGCUAGCUGGGGAUAUUUCAACACUCAGAGCCAAAGCUGGAACUCGGAAAUAUUGAGGACCUCGGGGUUUCCCAUCCACCUGCUCCCAGCCGUCACUGAGGCAGGCAGCGUGGCGGGCAGAACUUCCUGUGCCUGGUUUGGAAUCCCAAAGGGGACCCAGGUGGGCGUGGCCUUGGGGGAUUUACAGGCUUCCGUCUAUUCCUGUAUGGCUCGAAGGACAGAUGCCGUUCUCAACAUCAGCACCUCUGUCCAGUUGGCAACCUCCAUGCCUCCAGGGUUCCAGCCGGCACAGACUCCAGACCCAGCAGCUCCAGUCACUUACUUCCCGUACUUUGACAGGACCUACUUGGCAGUGGCAGCGUCGCUCAAUGGGGGCAACGUGUUGGCCACGUUUGUCCACAUGCUGGUACAGUGGAUGGCCGAUCUAGGUCUGGAGGUCGAAGAAUCCACUGUGUAUUCGCGCAUGAUCCAGGCAGCUGCACAGCAGAGAGACACUUGUCUAACUAUCAUUCCAACGGUGUUGGGCGAGAGGCACCUGCCGGACCAGCUGGCCUCAGUGACCAGAAUCUCCUCCUCUGAUCUCUCCCUGGGUCAUGUGACCCGGGCCCUGUGCCGAGGCAUUGUUCAAAACCUGCACUCCAUGCUUCCGUUUCAACAGCUCAAGGAGUGGGGUGUGGAUCGGGUGAUUGGCAGUGGGAGUGCGCUGUCCAGGAACGAGGUUCUGAAGCAGGAGGUGCAGAGGGCUUUCCCUUUCCCAGUGUCCUUUGGACAGGAUGUGGAUGCAGCUGUGGGGGCAGCUCUGGUCAUGCUCCAGAGAAACCUUAACCAGAGGGAGUCUUAGUACAUUCUUUGGCCAAAGGACUUGCAGAUUUUAUCUAAUUAAUAAUUCUCUCAUCACCCUGGGGUCAUCCUUUUCUUGAACAGUUUUGUGGGCAGCUUUUAAGCAAAGCUUAUUCUCAGGGCACCAUGUUGACCAAGAACCCACCUUCAGGGCACACUAAUAAUGCAGCCAGGACUUAUCACCUAGGUCCCAAAUCAGUGCUUUCCAAAAGAGACUCACCUGGGACCUGGUCACAAAUAUAAAUAUGCAAGAGAGAGAGAGAGAGAGAAAGAAAAGGAACAGUAGCCCAGCAUCCUGGUCAGCAGGCUUGUCUGUGAUUCACCUGUAGACAAAGAGAAAAUAAAUGUGGAUUUUAGACACCAAAA